AUCCUGAUGGUGUGGUGACAUCAUUACUUAAGAAUAGUGUAGUAUCCUCCUAUCUUCAUUACAAAAGUCCUGAAUUCAAACUUAAAGAAAGCAAUUUUAGUUUGUAUGAGCUGAUAAAGGAGGCAUUGUCAAGGAUAAACCCUGAAGUGUUAAAAAAUAAUGUUGGAAAGUCAAAGGAUGAUAAGAGGUUAUUGGAACAAGUGUGGCAGAUGGAACUUUACAGAACUAUCUAUAGCUGUUUACCUGAUGAAAUUCACUUGUCAUCAAAUGUCGGACACAUAUAUAAAACAGAUGGACUUGUUGACUUUUAUAUUGCUGAGUUGAACUGGGCAGUUGAAUUGCUUGUUGAUGGGGUUAAGAUGAAGGAACACCAUGGACGUUUCCAGCAUGAUGGAAGAUAUUCAUCAAUACUAUACAUGAAGUCGAAAUUAAAACCCCAAAAUCAAAAUGUUUCGACUUGA
This is a messenger RNA of Entrophospora candida, 461 nucleotides long. The record is from the annotation of a GenBank genome assembly. NCBI's taxonomy places the organism in Eukaryota, Fungi, Glomeromycota, Glomeromycetes, Entrophosporales, Entrophosporaceae.